Molecule: messenger RNA, 3736 nt
Organism: Cololabis saira (Pacific saury)
Lineage: Eukaryota; Metazoa; Chordata; Actinopteri; Beloniformes; Belonidae
Product: NUAK family SNF1-like kinase 1
Exons: 7
Coding region: 172-2277 (701 amino acids)
Biological process (GO): protein phosphorylation; intracellular signal transduction; microtubule cytoskeleton organization
Cellular component (GO): cytoplasm
Molecular function (GO): ATP binding; tau-protein kinase activity; protein serine/threonine kinase activity
Source: RefSeq, a predicted model, not a curated record
UCUCCAGUCUCCUGUUGCUGCUUUCCACAGCACAGGGAGAAACAAAUACGGCUGCCACGAAGAUGACUUCUCUGAUCGUGUUUGCAUUCAGCAUAAACAUGAACCUGCUCUGAUAAGGUUUUAUAUGAGACUCAGACUGCUGCUGACAGGUGCGCGCUGUGACCGGAGAGGAUGGGCAGACGGGAGUUGGACAGCAGAGGCGCAAUGAACACCGGCCGGCUCUCCGAGCUCGGCUGUCUGCAGGACGCGGCGUCCAGCAGCAGCAGCCGGCAGGACGGCGAGCAGCUCCGCGGGAUGGACGGCCGUCGUCCCUGCCGGGGAAACGCAGACGUGGGGGCGACGAUGGAGCGGGCAGCGGGUGUCGCGGCGGCGCCGCUGGAAGUCAAGAAGCACCAGCACAAACAUAACUUGAAAAGCCGCUAUGAGGUGAUGGAGACGCUCGGGAGAGGCACGUACGGCAAAGUGAAGAAAGCGGUGGAGAAGGCGAGCUUCAGGACGGUGGCGAUCAAGUCAAUCCGGAAGGAGCGCAUCAUCGAUGACUUGGACAGAAUUCAUAUUCAGAGAGAGAUUGAGAUCACCUCAUCACUCAGACACUCCAACAUCAUCCGCUUCCAUGAGGUGUUCGAGAGCCGGGAUAAGAUUGUGAUAGUGAUGGAGUACGCCAGCAGAGGAGAGCUGUAUGAUUACAUACAGGAGAGGAGGCGACUGCCAGAAUCAGAAGCCAGAAGCAUCUUCAGACAAAUCACAUCUGCUGUCCACUACUGUCACAAGAAUGGUGUUGUGCAUCGCGACCUCAAGCUGGAAAACAUCCUUUUAGAUCAAGAUUUGAAUGUGAAGCUGGCCGACUUUGGCUUAUCAAAUAAUUUCCAGAGGGGCAGUCUGCUCCAGACCUACUGUGGAAGUCCACUCUAUGCUGCUCCAGAGAUAGUGAAGGGGCUGCCAUACCAGGGGCCAGAGGUUGACUGCUGGGCGCUGGGGGUGUUGCUGUACGCCCUGGUGUACAGCAGCAUGCCGUUUGAUGGGACCAGUCAUGCUAAACUCACAGACCAGAUCACCAAAGGCCACUAUCGCAGACCCAACCCACCCUCAGAUGCCUGCGCUCUCAUUGACUGGCUGUUGACAGUGCGCGCUGAGGACAGGGCCACGAUAGAGGACGUGGCCAACCACUGGUGGGUAAACUGGUGUUAUGAAGAGAGUGUGUGUGACUGUCCGUCAUCCCCACACCAAGAAUGCCCCUCCCCCCUGCUGGCCCGCUACAUCGACUGGCAGAAUCAGGCAGCUACAGCUGGCAACAUGACCGUGGACCCAGGGUGCCUGUCCUCGGACUUCUCCUGUCCUUCUCAGCUCACUCCUACUGCUUUUUACUUCAGUUUACCUCUGAAGAAAGACGGUGGGGCAGGAGGGGGAGGAGGAAAGGCAGGUGGAGGAAUGUUGAGCCUCAGGAAGUCACGAAAGGAAAAUGCAAUUCCCCAAACUGCACUGGGAGCUUGUGUUGGCUCAGCAACUGCCUCUUCUGCUUCAGUUUCCUCCACCUCCACCUUUGAAAGAAGGAAACCCAAAGGAAUAUUAAAGCAUCAGAGGAGUUUAGAUUCUGUUUUCCAUAAUCCCCCCGAGGAGAACUCUUCCCCCCAGUUGUGUAACACCGCUCCCCAGCCUUAUCGGACACAGACACUUGCUCACACACGUGCCGAUGUCUUGUUGACAGGCCUUCCACUUCCUUCUACAUUCAGUCAGCCUUCAUCCAAAAUGCCAAAGAAGGGGAUACUGAAAAACCAAAACUUGGGAGUGUCGGGUUAUGGCUUAUCCUCUGAGAGAAGGGGCUCAGGAGUGGGAGUUAAGGAGGGUGAUGCAGGUCAGUCGGGUUCUCACAAACAGCACACAUGUCUCCCGGCAGCAGACGAUAGCCCCAGCAUGCGCACAGAGACAGUAAGGAGGCGGAAAGGUAUUCUUAAACGUAAUGGCAAGUUCUCUCGCAGUCUGGAUCUUCCAGACAACCCAUGUUCAUCUCCCUCUUCAGGACCUUCAGUAUUCCCCGAUGCUCUGCAGCAGCUUCUUCAGGUCAAAGGGGACACUGAAGGCCGCCAUAGCCGCCCUUCCAGUGUGGUGAGUGAGGACAGCCUCUUCUCCUCCGAUUCCUUUGAUAUGCUGGAUCUCAGCGUCCAGUCACGUCGCAAGGUUUUCUCCAAGGGGAUGCAGCACGGCGCUUGUAGCUCUGAGGAGGACUUGGAGCAGCUCAGAAUAAAGGCAGGCAGGGUUGGCGAUGAGUUAAAAAGUUAAAAAGGAAAUGCUGAUAUAAGGAAUGGUAAAACAAAUGAGUUUAAUGCCCAUUUGCCUGUGAUAAAUCAGUGCCUGUGAUCUUGUAAUGACUGAACUGUGAACUCUAGCAAAGAUUGCAUCUCAAGCUCACUGCCCCUCCUGAGUACUGCACUCUCAAAGCACUAUUUGUUGACAUGUUUGCCUGUAUUAAAUGGGAAAUUGAACUGUAUCUUAACAUGUAUUCUGGAUGCAAGUGAUACUGAAAGGAGAGCCACGAUCCACCACUGUGACUGAAUGUUCUGUUUAGCGGAUUGACUUUGACCUCACCUGCUCAAUAGAUACUAGAUAUUUAUGCUCACAUAAGCCUUGAAAAUGUGUGUCUGAAUGCUGUGAUCUGUUUAAACCCCAUUUUGGACAUUCAAAUCCAUACAUCAUUGGAAAGACACGUUUGUUUCCAUCAACAUCCUUUUUUCUAGAUGCAAAACAAGAGAAACAUAACAGGGGAAAUUAAGGAGCGGUCAACACUACAUCAUGCACGCAUCAAUGACAGCAGAGUGAAAGGGAAACUCGAUUUUUAACACAUGUGAGGAUCAUUGAAAAAAAUAUACAUAAAUAUUGUGAUAAAUAUAAUGAAUUUCAUGUGUCCAUCUUUUUUUCCACACUGUUUUAACACUGAUGCUGGUUUGAUGUUGCAUCCUUUUUCUGCUAUGGAUAAUUAAUUGUGUCUAUCAGUUAUGUUUUGACAUUUAACUCCACAUAUAACAGUAGUGGAUGAAAACAAAUACAUAUUCGUAUUGUGUUAAAGCCUGUCUGAAUUGUGAUUUAAAUUCUGUUUUUGGUGGGAAUCCAGAGUACAGACUUCUCCAUUUAUUUUCUAAACCUUUGUAUGAUGUCUUAGAAAACACUUUGUAUCUUUUAUAAGCCUUAAAUAAAUGUUAAUAAAUAGUUUCUAGCACACUCAAAUGUAAUUGUAAGAAGAUUAAAGGACACUUUGGCAGAUCUGUGAAGACAUUUUAACAUAAGAGCAUCUGUUUUACUGUUCAACUCUGUUAUUCCUUUUUCUCCAACAUCUUGGAAAGUUUAUGGAUUGUAGGUUCUCACGGAAGUGACUGUGGUUGUUGAUGCACUGACAACCAAAUGUAUGUAACGCUAUAUUAAACAGACCUGUCAGCUGGUAUAUGUUUAUGUUCUGCUUUCACACCUGUACUUUAUGUUUGAACGAGAGGUGGGGUACACCCUAUAAAAAGGUAAUUUAUAAUGUUAUAAAGAACAUUUAUUCCUAACAGUGUUGUACUGUGGACAGUUGGUGCUCUUUUGCACCAACGCACACACGAUGAAUAAGAUAUUUAUUGACCACUUUGCUUUUUACCAUAAUGCCACCUGCACUGCUAUCAGUUUAAGGUGAUGUGAACUGUGGAUUCUGUUUAUUGUGAUCAACUAUUUCAUAAUUGUUGGUGGGAAAUAAAUGUGAAUCUUAACA